AUGACGAUUUAUCUGAAAGAAAGAUUUGGCUAUUUUUUGAAUAACAGAUGGCUCGUGUUCGUUGCUGCAAUGUGGAUUCAAAUUUGUGCGGGGAUUGUAUUCCUAUUCGGCAGUAUUUCUCCAGUAAUUAAAAUCUCUCUGAAUUACAAUCAGAAACAGAUUGCUCGAUUGAUUGUGGCAAAAGAUUUGGGUUAUAGUCUUGGAUUUUUAGCUGCUACUUUGUGUGAAAUUUUUCCCUUAUGGGCUGCACUUCUUGUUGGUGCUAUCCAGAAUUUUAUUGGAUAUGGUGGGAUUUGGCUUAUUGUUACUCGAAGAACUGCACCUUUGCCAUUAUGGGCUAUGUGCAUUCUUAUAUUUGUAGGAACAAAUGGUGAAACCUACUUCAACACAGCAGCUUUAGUCUCUUGUGUGGGAAAUUUCCCGAAAAGUCGUGGUCCUGUAGUUGGGAUUCUUAAGGGAUUUGCUGGGUUAGGUGGUGCUAUUUUAACUCAGAUAUAUGCAGUAAUCCAUUCCCCGGAUCACGCUUCACUUAUAUUUAUGAUUGCCGUUGCACCAGCAAUGGUGAUUAUAGCUCUCAUGUUUAUAAUCAGGCCUAUUGGAGGCCAUAGACAAGUUAGGCCUUCUGAUGGUUUAAGUUUUUCAUUUGUUUACAGUAUAUGCCUCCUUUUAGCUUCUUACUUAAUGGGAGUUAUGCUUGUUGAAGACUUUAUUGAUGUUAGCCAAAAUGUUAUUAUAAUCUUCACAGUUAUUCUAUUUGUUAUCUUGAUAAUUCCUAUUGUGAUCCCUAUCUAUUUGAGUUUCACUCAAGAGCCAAUAGUAGUACAAGAAGAAGAGGCACUUCUAUCUCAGUCAGGUGAUCAGGGUCCUGGCAGAUCAGAACACGGCGAUGGUCAAGAAAUUAUAUCAUGUGAGGCUGAAGAGGAGAAGCCGAAGGGAGUAGACUUGCUUCCUGCUUUAGAAAAGCAAAAAAGACGAGGUCCUUGUAUGGGAGAGGACUUUACUUUAGUCCAGGCUUUAAUAAAAGCAGAUUUCUGGCUUAUGUUUUUCUCAUUGCUUUUUGGUUCUGGAUCUAGUUUGACUGUCAUUGAUAACUUGGGACAGAUGAGCCAAUCUUUUGGAUACGAUAACACACAUGUAUUUGUUUCCAUGAUUAGCAGAUGGAAUUUCCUUAGACGUAUUGGCAGUGGAUACUUUUCUGAGAUAAUCGUCAGGGAUAAUGCAUAUCCAAGGCAUGCAGCGUUGGCUAUUGCUCAAGUCGUGAUGGCCUUUGGUCAUUUCUUCUUUGCUAUGGGUUGGCCUGGAGCUAUGUAUAUUGGUACUCUUUUGGUUGGACUUGGUCAUGGAACUCAUUGGGCGGUUGUGCCAGCCGCUGCUUCUGAAUUGUUUGGGUUAAAGAAUUUUGGGUGUGUGUACAAUUUCCUCACUAUUUCCACACCAAUUGGUUCAUUAGUAUUCUCAGGUCUUAUUGCUAGUAGUAUUUAUGACAUGGAAGCUGAAAAGCAAGCUCAACAACCCCAUGAAGGACGCUUGAUGGCAUCGGUUUUGACAAGAUUUUUGAACAUGGAUGAACCUCUAAAGUGUGAAGGUACCAUUUGUUUCUUCUUGACUUCCUUGAUAUUGUCAGGACUCUGCAUUAUUGCAGCUGUUCUAAGCAUGAUUCUGGUGUACCGAACAAAGACUCUGUACGCUAAUCUGUAUGGAAGAUCUCGUAUGUAA
Molecule: messenger RNA, 1716 nt
Organism: Solanum verrucosum
Lineage: Eukaryota; Viridiplantae; Streptophyta; Magnoliopsida; Solanales; Solanaceae
Product: protein NUCLEAR FUSION DEFECTIVE 4-like
Exons: 3
Coding region: 1-1716 (571 amino acids)
Cellular component (GO): membrane
Source: RefSeq, a predicted model, not a curated record